Procambarus clarkii (red swamp crayfish) is the source of this 3471-nucleotide messenger RNA. Lineage: Eukaryota; Metazoa; Arthropoda; Malacostraca; Decapoda; Cambaridae. The record is from RefSeq and is a predicted model, not a curated record.
AUGACAACGAUAUACAAGAUUUUAAGGAAGAAUGAUAGGAUGGACAACGAUGCGAUAUUUUACAUAAGAAAGCAACAUAGAGGGAACAAAGAGGUGGCAGCGUGGAAGACGAAGGUGGAGCCACGAGCCUCAGGAGGAACAUCUUCAGAGAAUAACAGCUGCACAAGCAAGGCUCAGGAGCUGGCGUUGAGCUCUGUAGGCGCAGUUGAGGUCCUCGUGGUGAGUCCCACGCUGUACGGGUCCCUGGUGGUGAGUCCCACGCUGUACGGGUCCCUGGUGGUGAGUCCCACACUUUACGGGUCCCUGGUGGUGAGUCCCACACUGUACGGGUCCCUGGUGAGAGAAAUAUGGGCCCCUCACACGUGGGGCCCCCUCACACGUGGGGCCCUUCACUCGUGGGGCCCCUCACACGUGGGGCCCUUCACACGUGGGGGCCCUUCACACGUGGGGGCCCUUCACACGUGGGGCCCUUCACACGUGGGGCCCUUCACACGUGGGGGCCCUUCACACGUGGGGGCCCUUCACACGUGGGGGCCCCUUACACGUGGGGCCCCUCACACGUGGGGGCCCUUCACACGUGGGGGCCCUUCACACGUGGGGGCCCUUCACACGUGGGGGCCCUUCACACGUGGGGGCCCUUCACACGUGGGGGCCCUUCACACGUGGGGGCCCUUCACACGUGGGGGCCCUUCACACGUGGGGGCCCUUCACACGUGGGGGCCCUUCACACGUGGGGGCCCUUCACACGUGGGGGCCCUUCACACGUGGGGGCCCUUUACACGUGGGGGCCCUUCACACGUGGGGGCCCUUCACACGUGGGGGCCCUUCACACGUGGGGGCCCUUCACACGUGGGGGCCCUUCACACGUGGGGGCCCUUCACACGUGGGGGCCCUUCACACGUGGGGGCCCCUCACACGUGGGGGCCCUUCACACGUGGGGGCCCUUCACACGUGGGGGCCCUUCACACGUGGGGCCCUUCACACGUGGGGGCCCUUCACACGUGGGGGCCCCUCACACGUGGGGCCCUUCACACGUGGGGCCCUUCACACGUGGGGGCCCCUCACACGUGGGACCCUUCACACGUGUGGCCCUUCACACGUGGGGCCCUUCACACGUGGGGGCCCUUCACACGUGGGGGCCCUUCACACGUGGGGGCCCCUCACACGUGGGGGCCCUUCACACGUGGGGGCCCUUCACACGUGGGGCCCUUCACACGUGGGGGCCCUUCACACGUGGGGGCCCUUCACACGUGGGGGCCCCUCACACGUGGGGCCCUUCACACGUGGGGCCCUUCACACGUGGGGGCCCUUCACACGUGGGGGCCCUUCACACGUGGGGGCCCCUCACACGUUGGGGCCCCUCACACGUGGGGGCCCCUCACACGUGGGGGCCCCUCACACGUGGGGGCCCCUCACACGUGGGGGCCCUUCACACGUGGGGGCCCUUCACACGUGGGGGCCCUUCACACGUGGGGGCCCUUCACACGUGGGGGCCCCUCACACGUGGGGGCCCUUCACACGUGGGGGCCCUUCACACGUGGGGGCCCUUCACACGUGGGGGCCCUUCACACGUUGGGGCCCUUCACACGUGGGGGCCCCUCACACGUGGGGGCCCUUCACACGUGGGGGCCCUUCACACUUGGGGCCCUUCACACGUGGGGCCCUUCACACGUGGGAGCCCUUCACACGUGGGGGCCCCUCACACGUUGGGGCCCUUCACACGUGGGGGCCCCCUCACACGGGGGCCCUUCACACGUGGGGGCCCUUCACACGUGGGGGCCCUUCACACGUUGGGGCCCUUCACACGUGGGGGCCCUUCACACGUGGGGGCCCUUCACACGUGGGGGCCCCUCACACGUGGGGGCCCUUCACACGUGGGGGCCCUUCACACUUGGGGCUCUUCACACGUGGGGCCCUUCACACGUGGGGGCCCCUCACACGUGGGGGCCCCUCACACGUUGGGGCCCUUCACACGUGGGGGCCCCUCACACGGGGGCCCUUCACACGUGGGGCCCUUCACACGUGGGGGCCCUUCACACGUGGGGGCCCUUCACACGUGGGGGCCCCUCACACGUGGGGCCCUUCACACGUGGGGCUCUUCACACGUGGGAGCCCUUCACACGUGGGGGCCCUUCACACGUGGGGGCCCCUCACACGUUGGGGCCCCUCACACGUGGGGGCCCCUCACACGUGGGGGCCCCUCACACGUGGGGGCCCUUCACACGUGGGGGCCCUUCACACGUGGGGGCCCUUCACACGUGGGGGCCCUUCACACGUGGGGGCCCUUCACACGUGGGGGCCCCUCACACGUGGGGGCCCUUCACACGUGGGGGCCCUUCACACGUGGGGGCCCUUCACACGUGGGGGCCCUUCACACGUUGGGGCCCUUCACACGUGGGGGCCCCUCACACGUGGGGGCCCUUCACACGUGGGGGCCCUUCACACUUGGGGCCCUUCACACGUGGGGCCCUUCACACGUGGGAGCCCUUCACACGUGGGGGCCCCUCACACGUUGGGGCCCUUCACACGUGGGGGCCCCCUCACACGGGGGCCCUUCACACGUGGGGGCCCUUCACACGUGGGGGCCCUUCACACGUGGGGGCCCUUCACACGUUGGGGCCCUUCACACGUGGGGGCCCUUCACACGUGGGGGCCCUUCACACGUGGGGGCCCCUCACACGUGGGGGCCCUUCACACGUGGGGGCCCUUCACACUUGGGGCUCUUCACACGUGGGGCCCUUCACACGUGGGGGCCCCUCACACGUGGGGGCCCCUCACACGUUGGGGCCCUUCACACGUGGGGGCCCCUCACACGGGGGCCCUUCACACGUGGGGGCCCUUCACACGUGGGGGCCCUUCACACGUGGGGGCCCUUCACACGUUGGGGCCCUUCACACGUGGGGGCCCCUCACACGUGGGGGCCCUUCACACUUGGGGCCCUUCACACGUGGGGCCCUUCACACGUGGGGGCCCUUCACACGUGGGGGCCCUUCACACGUGGAGGCCCCUCACACGUGGGGCCCCUCACACGUGGGGCCCUUCACACGUGGGGCCCUUCACACGUGGGGCCCUUCACACGUGGGGCCCUUCACACGUGGGGGCCCCUCACACGUGGGGGCCCCUCACACGUUGGGGCCCCUCACACGUGGGGGCCCCUCACACGUGGGGGCCCCUCACACGUGGGGGCCCCUCACACGUGGGGGCCCUUCACACGUGGGGGCCCUUCACACGUGGGGGCCCUUCACACGUGGGGGCCCUUCACACGUGGGGGCCCUUCACACGUGGGGGCCCUUCACACGUGGGGGCCCUUCACACGUGGGGGCCCUUCACACGUGGGGGCCCCUCACACGUGGGGCCCCUCACACGUGGGGCCCCUCACACGUGGGGGCCCUCACACGUGGGGGCCCUCACACGUGGGGCCCCUCACACGACUGGACCAUAGCUGGUGCGGGACAAGAGAAGAUCAGUUAG